Messenger RNA from Gryllus bimaculatus (two-spotted cricket), 5937 nucleotides. The record is from the annotation of a GenBank genome assembly. NCBI's taxonomy places the organism in Eukaryota, Metazoa, Arthropoda, Insecta, Orthoptera, Gryllidae.
GCGCGCGACCCGUGUUCAUCGAGCGGCGCAACCUGCUCAAACAAUCGUCGAAGCUGAUCGUUUGAAGGAGCUGAUUCGAGAACGUCGCUGCCGCUUUCGGGCGCCAUGCUGACUCGGAACACCAUGCCGCUGCAGCACUUCUUCAUCGUCGCUGGAGCACGUGCUGCGCCACGGGCCUGCGCCCCAAGAAGGGGCUGCUCGGCCCAACGAAGGAGUGUGGGGCAUUUCCUUUGCAGUCGGUGGGAGCAGCACUGCUCCGAGGCGGCCGACAUCACGGCCAGCGUGCGCACCUGCCUACCGUCAGCGACACACAUGGGUCGUGCACGAGCUUGGCUGCGAUUGGCACUCAUGCAGAAGAAGCUGGCAGACUAUUUGAAAGUGCUUGUGGAUCAUCGAGAGGAUUUGCUGGCUGAAUAUUACGAGCCAGACGCACUUCUGAUGAGCGAUGAAGCUGUGGUCAUUGUGGGACUCCUAGUUGGCCUGAAUGUCAUUGACUGCAAUCUUUGUGUUAAGGAGGAAGACUUAGAUUGCCAACAAGGAGUUAUUGAUUUUUCUCUGUAUUUGCGCUCUACGAAUCAUAGUGCAGUCAAUUCCCCUGAGGGAGAGCUCGAUCAAGACAAUAUGACUAUGGUGCUUGACCAGAAGAAUUAUAUUGAAGAACUGAAUAGACAUUUGAACGCAACAGUUACAAAUCUACAAGCCAAAGUGGAAGCAUUAAUGACAACCAAUGCCCUCAUGAAGGAGGAUUUAGCCAUUGCCAAGAACAACAUUCUGGCGUUGCAAGAGGAAAACCAUUCUCUGCGAGUUCGUGAACUGCCCCCUGGCGGAGAGAGCAGUCCUGUUGCCACAAAUGGUGCGCCAGCCAACGAUGAGGGGGGUGGCGGAGGGGGAGGAGGGAAUUCUCUCUCUGCGAAAGAGCUGGAGGAGUUAAGGGCCCAGCUGGAACAAGAGCGAAAGUCACGUCUAGAGCUAGAAAAGGAACUAGACUUGCAGGUUAGCCUGAAGGCAGAGAUGGAGGUAGCCAUGAAAUUAUUGGAGCAGGACAUUCAUGAGAAACAGGAUACCAUUAUUUCCCUGAGGAGACAACUGGAUGAUAUCAAAUUGAUCAACCUAGAGAUGUACAAAAAAUUGCAGGAGUGUGAGCAAGAGCUGACGGAGAAAGGUGAGAUGGUGACGCGGCUUCAGGCCAAGACCACUCACAUUGGCAACAUGCUCAACAACCUCGAAAAGUUCAACCACCUUCAGAAGGACGCAGACCACAAAAGAGGUGGGGGAGGCCGGGCGGGGGGAGGGGAUGGCCGGCGUAUUGAGCCUAUUCAGUGUCAUGGUAAAAGCCACGGCUCAAGGAACGGAGCCAACGGCUCUCAGUCUGCUUCUUCUGCGGCAUCUGCUCAGCAGCAGAACAAGAAGUGAUGGACUUAGUUCUUCUUGGGUCACAUCUGGCUCAUGAAGGCAGAUGCUACUACCAGAUAUUGGCUGAUAGAAUAGAGCUGUGUACUCACUCUAAAACUGUAUGAGGAAAAAAUUAAUUAUAUUGGAAGAAGUGAUUGAUUAAACUUCUUUGGCCCAAAUUUCAUUGUGAAUCUAAUCUGUUUGAAAAAAAGGUUCAUAGUUAUGAAAGAAUAAAUUUAAAUUAGACUGUACCGUCAUAAUUAAAGUAAUAAUAAUCCGUUAAAGUAAAUAGUUUGAAAACAAAAUUUCAUAUUGAAGUGCUUAUAUAAAUAUUUUUUGUCUCGUGUACGUAACAAAAUGAAUAGAGAUAUGCAAAAACAAAGCCAUUAGAAUUUCAUAAAUAUUUUUUCUUCAAUUGAGUUAUAAUAUUAAUAUUAAACAUUGCAAUCCAAUACCUUUUGUUUUUGAGAGAGCACUGCCUUCUAGAGUUUGUGUGAUUUAUAUUCUGGUGAUAUGUUGCAAUAUCUCACUUCCAAUGAAUCCUCUGGACGAUUUCUUCUCUUGGUGUUGAAGGACAGCAAAGAUAUAUUUUUUGUUCAUAUGACCAGAGACAUUGUUUGUGUGACCUUUUUGCAGGAAUGUGAAAGUUCUAUAAAACAUAAAACUGAGCUAAAGAAUAAACUGGAGGCCAAGAGCACGGCAAUGGCAGAUACACUGCAGAAGAUGGAGGAAAAGUACGUAUCUUAUUAAUGCCCGGUUUGUGCUUCUGUGGCUUACUUUCCAGGAAUGGUGGUGGUGGUGAUAAUGGUGGUGGUUGUGGCAGAAUUUAAGGAAUGUGAUGAAGGAGGGUGGUGGUAGUUUAAAAAUAACAGAUCCAACCAUUUAUUUUGGAUAGAGAUAUAAUGACCAGUCUAAAUUAUGACCGUGCUAAUUACUUAAUUCACUAAUGGUGCUAUAUAUGGUGCAUAUCCUUUUCACUGCAACUUCUAUUGUUGCCAUCGGUAUUAGUAAAACAUUUUAACAUGCUGUUUAUUUCUUUACAUGCUAAAUGCCGAAUGGAAACAAUCUGCAUAAGCAUGAAAGAGGCUGAAUGAAAGUUAAAAAGCAUCUGUUGGAAACUUCAGAUUAAAAGGAAGAAGUGAUUUCUUCUUAAAUAUCUAUUUUGAAUUGGAAACACUAUUGGACUAUUUACAGACUGUGAUGAUAUUUCAAAUAGAAAUCCAUCUGUUAGUUUAGUUUAAUUUAUUAUUCAGUUCGGUCAUAGUUUCUGCUGGUCAUGUAAUUCACAAAGCUUUAUCAAAGGUUAACCAACAUUAUAAAUUAUUUAUUAACUCUCUUUGCUCUAAAAGCAUUGACCUUCUGCUUAAUAGUCUUUUGAACUGAACAGUUCUGCUAAUAUUAGUUUUGAAUAUGGACAUAUUAAUUUUUGAACAUUAAAGAAACUUGAUGAAUUAUAUUAUAUAAAUUCUGACUUCCAUGUUGUUAGUGCAUAAAUAAAUCCCAUCUUUUGUUCCAUAGAUAGCGAUGAAUACCUGCAAAGCCAAUCUCUCUUCUGAACUCUCAACAUAAUUGAGAAUUUAUUAUUGUGUUCAAUUGUAUUUUUCUUUUCAUUGUUUCUCAAUUUUUUGGUUUGAAUAAUCAGGAACAUUCUCAGAUGUCUGUAGAAAUUAUGUUUAAAAUUCACUCUGAAUAACUUAUUCAGUGUGGGAAUAGAUUUGUCUUUAGCUACAAUAAUUUAAAUUAUAGAUUUUCAAAACUUAUUUCAUACAGAUUUCCAAUGAAAAUUCAAUAAAAUAUUCCACAUGGUGAGCCAUACAUCUGCUCAUAAACAUAUCACUCCUUUUGCUAAAUUGCAUUACAGCAAUGUCAUUGGCAAAUAAGAUCUUGUAUAGAGUCUUCAACUAGAGAUCAUAUCUUGUAGGAUAUAAAUAAUUAGAUAAUCGUGUAUGUUUUAAAACUUUUUGUUCUUGUGUUUCGUGUUGAAGCAUUUUAAAGGCUUUUUUAAAGCAGAAUUAUGUAUAUUCUUCAUUUUAAUGCAACCUAUCAUUAUAGUCCUUCAAUAAUGAAUAUAAAUAGGCAGCUACAUUAAUGAAAGAAGUCUGUGGGCUACAUUUUAGCAUCAUUUGCUCUUUGAUAGGGAGAGUUUCCACUGAUAGAUACAAAAUGUCCACCUUGGUCUCGUGAUCAUAGUUAUUUUUUUGGUUUUUGUUUUUCAAGCUGGUGAUGAAAGUUGGGCAACUACUGGAAGCAACCUUCAAAAUGCACAAUAUUAAACUUAUAGAAUUGUGAUACUCUGAAUUUAAAUAUUAUCUGAUUCGCUAGCUGAAUUACUAUAUCUAUAGUAAUUUGAUGCUGCUUGUUUUUACAAUCUUAUUGGAACUUCUGAUCAGUAGUAAAUAAUUUUUUAUUUAUAUUUCUUUAUUUUUUCUUUAUCUAUGUGUUCUCUAACUAACUGUUUUUAGUUGAAGGAAUUUGGGAUGUGAUUGCAUGAUAUAUUUUUAUUUGUGGGUGCUUAAUUUAAUCCUGGGCUUGGAUUCAGAUGACAUGUUAUCUUUUCACUGAUGCGUUCUAAAUGUAGCUAACUUUUAAAUGAAAGUUUAUUACAACAUGAAGGUGACAGAAAUAGUUAUUGCAUCAUUUUUUGCCAUUUUUCAAUUUUUAUGUCAUUUUUCUGAACAUUUACGUUAUUUUUGGCAUUUUAUUUCCUUUUUGUGUAUUUUUGUUAGUGAAUAUUUCAUAAAUUUGCAAUGGCACAAAGUUUUUAUUGUAUUGUCAUUUCAUGAUGAAAUUCACUACUGCAGUGGACUCUGUUUUUAAAGCUCUCAAAAUUACACGUAUUUUCAGUAACUUCCUCGUCCUUUCAAAAAUGACUGUUGGAAAUCAGAGCAAAGGAUUACAUUUCCUCUAAAAAAAAUAUUUUAUAUUAAAUAUUAUUUUAUAUAAAUACAUUUUAUGUAACAUUGUAAAACACAUUGAAUAAAUGAACAUAUUUAAAAUCAUUUUUGGUAUUUUUUAAAGAAUGAGGUCAUUUUGUCUUAUUUUUAAGUCAUUUUGUAGGUAAUUUUCAAAGAAUUUGUUUGUGAUCAGAAUCCAAGUCCUAAUUACAUUUAAUUCUUUGGGAAGAGAUUUAUUGUUAGUAUGUUAUUUUAUGUAUGGCCAGAGAUUUCAUCCUAGCCAGAGAGACAAACAUUUCAGUCCUCAUCACUUGAUCUUCUUCAGGCCAGAAGUACUUGAUUCCAAGGGUCAAUACUUCAGUCUCUUUGUCUAGGAUGCAACAUUUUUUAAUCAUUUAUUUUAUUAUACUAUUUCUUAGACAAAGGCACAGUUAACAAGUAAAACAAGAAGUUAUAUAAUGAAUAAACUGAAAGGGACUGACGAUGAAUCUCAUUUAUCUAUAAAAUUAACUCAAACAUAUAUUUUGCAGCUUCAACCAAAGUUGCAGUGAGCAUAAGGGGUUAAUUGUGCCAGAAAUGUUCUGAGGGAAAAGUUUUGAAUGUUAAUUAUUAGAAAAGCAGAAGAGAGAUAGGGUACAAAAAUGAUUAAUGUUGAAUAGGUGUUGAAUAAAUAUAAUUGCUAUUAAGUAACCAAGGAAAUGCUUUUAAUGUGCGAUAAAUUCUGUUACAUGCAUAUUCUCUUUUAAUUGAAUUUAAUUUUUAAUUUGAAUUGAGAAACAUGAUUAAUAUAUUAUUAAACACAAUAAAGUUAUGUCCUUUUCCUAGUUUUGAAUACAAAAAAGAUGUUCAUUUUUUCUUCAUAAUGAUGGUUCAUAAUGUUGUUGAACAUUUACAUAUCCCUAUAAAUUGCUAUAAGUACUAUUAGCCUAACAUUCCUCAGUGAUACGAGGUUAUUAUUGUGAUCAUUUCUUUCAUAGAAGACCCAAAGGUAAGGUAAGGUGAGGUGAAAUCAGGAAUAAAAUAUUAAAUUGAUUUUCAAAUUCAUGUUUGGGCAUUUUUAGAGAAAAUAUGUUCUAAGUAUUGACGUAUAUAUGUCUGUUGUAUAUUGAUUCCAUGUGCAGUUUUUUUCCCUUCGUUAUUUGUCUUGCACAAGUCAAUGGUUCUGAAUUUGAUUCUAGCAAAUAAUUUUCAUCUCUGUGUAAACACAAUCUAUAUAAUUCAAUCUUUAAUUUUUAAAGCUAGCCAUUGUGAUAGAUUCAUUUGUUUUAAAUUUUGAGUGGUCUCUUUUCAAACCUAUAUCCAGUCUUUCACUUGUGUGCAUAUAACUAAGUUCUUAGACUGUGGAAAUGUAACUGGGUGAGUUGUGAUGUGACAGUGGGAAAUACUGGCAAACCUUCACUACAGGCACCACACAACCCCCAGGAGUCUCAAAACGUUUACCAUUGCUGCCUUGUUAUCACUACAGCAUUGGCCUUGACUAAACACAUUACUGACAGAUUGUAAUAGGUAACUGUAGACCUUCUAAGACAUGUUACGACUUUAAAUUUGUUGCAGUGUGCGUUGAUGUAUUUCUUAAUGAACAACCAUGAAGGACUCUAUGCUUACUUGCUUGUAAUAAUAAUUAUUGCCAAAUAAAGCAUUUAUUGAUGAA